AUGAAAUUGAUAUUCAUAAUCCCCUUGAUCGGUGUCAGUUUGGCUGCCCGUUUGGAUUCAAAGUAUCUCCCCCCUGGAUACCGAGCUGGAUCGAGGAUUUUUGGAGGACCAUUUGGAUCGACGCCUAGAUUCACUGGAGCUCCUGGUGGUAUAAUUGGAGGUAGAGAUUAUUACUAUGACGGUUACAGAGGUGGUCCUCAAAUACCGAUUUUGAGAUAUGGAAAUGAUCCGAAUCGUGGCGACGGCUCCUAUAAUUACUUCUACGAAACAGGAAACGGUGUAGUAGCCGAAGAAAGAGGUUUCCUGAAACCGCUGGGGCCCGAAGGUACUCAACAAGCUGACGGAGGUUAUUCCUACACGGCUCCAAAUGGCCAGAGAAUCAGUUUACAAUAUACUGCAGAUGAAAACGGAUUUAGACCUGUAGGGGCACAUUUACCGACACCUCCUCCUAUACCAGAUGCUAUUUUACGUUCUUUAGAAAGGAACAGGAACGAAGAAUCACGAGGAGGAUACACAGAUGACGGACAAUACAGACCAGUACUUGAUUACGAUGGGUAUAGAUACUAAAAACCAAGACAAUUUAGUGACAAAGGC
Molecule: messenger RNA, 594 nt
Organism: Diorhabda sublineata
Lineage: Eukaryota; Metazoa; Arthropoda; Insecta; Coleoptera; Chrysomelidae
Product: endocuticle structural glycoprotein SgAbd-8-like
Exons: 4
Coding region: 1-567 (188 amino acids)
Cellular component (GO): chitin-based extracellular matrix
Molecular function (GO): structural constituent of chitin-based larval cuticle
Source: RefSeq, a predicted model, not a curated record